Pipistrellus kuhlii (Kuhl's pipistrelle) is the source of this 1754-nucleotide messenger RNA. RefSeq names its product basic helix-loop-helix family member a15 (gene BHLHA15). The coding region runs from base 199 to 735 and encodes 178 amino acids. The transcript is spliced from 2 exons. The record is from RefSeq and is a predicted model, not a curated record. NCBI's taxonomy places the organism in Eukaryota, Metazoa, Chordata, Mammalia, Chiroptera, Vespertilionidae. Gene Ontology annotation, molecular function: protein dimerization activity.
CUCCCCAGGUGCGCGCCGCCCCGCCCCGCGGCCCCGCCCCGCCCGCCCCGCGCUCAUUUACAUGCGGCCGGGCCCCGCCUGGGGCGGCUAAAGCGACGUGUCCUUGUCCCCCGUGGACAGCCCGGCGCGUGCGACCGCUGGUCCCCAGCUCCAAGGGCCCCUCAGAGCCACCACCCCCGGGACAACCGGUCUGGAGCCAUGAAGACCAAGAGCCGGCCCCCCCGGCGCCGGGCGCCCCCGCAGAACACAGAGGCCCCCCCGGGGGAGCAGGCCCCCGAGCGGCCCCAGCCGGCCAGGGGCCUGCGGAGCAGGACGGCGCGGGCGCAGGGGGCGCGGGCCGAGGGCGGGCGCCGGCGGCCGGGGCCGGCGGGCCAGGCGGGCCGGCGGGAGAGCAGCGUCCAGCGGCGGCUGGAGAGCAACGAGCGCGAGCGGCAGCGCAUGCACACGCUCAACAACGCCUUCCAGGCGCUGCGCGAGGUCAUCCCGCACGUGCGCGCCGACAAGAAGCUCUCCAAGAUCGAGACCCUCACGCUGGCCAAGAACUACAUCAAGUCGCUGACGGCCACCAUCCUCACCAUGUCCAGCGGCCGCCUGCCCGGCCUGGAGGGGCCCGGCCCCAAGCUCUACCAGCACUACCAGCAGCAGCAGGCGGCGGGGGCCGCCCCGGAGGCCCAGCCCGAGGGCCACCUGCACAAGUACUCCACCCAGAUCCACAGCUUCCGCGAGGGCUCCUAGCCCCCGCCCAGCCCGCCGAGCCCCCGUCCCCCGUGGGGCUGUGGCUGUGGCCCCAGCAGCCUCACCGUCCCUCAACACUCCGCUGCCUCCUGGGCGGAGCGGUGGCCCCGGACCGUUUUUUCCAUUGACCAGGCGGGAGCUGACAGGCCUUCGUAGGUAGAUUCCCUUCCCUGCAGGCUCCCUCCUGAAGCCGGGGAGGCCCAGGGAGAGGGGACCUGGGUACGUGUCCCCAGUCCUCCUGAAGCCCAGGCCCAGGAAGGGACCGCCUGCAACCUGCACCAGAGCCUCCUCAUUCGGGUAAACUGAGGCACAAAGCAAGUAAAGCUCAGGGCCACUUGGGGAGUGUGGCCGAGCCACAAUGGCUGAAGCGAGUUCAGCAUGUUAGACAGGAUCCCUCAUCGUACGACCUCAUGUGAACUGGAAAGGGACCUUCCGAGGUCCCGGAGGCCGAUCUUUUCCUGCCUCCCCUGAGCCGGGGCUCCUGACGGGAGGGGCUGGGGGGCCGGAGGGGCUGUGCUGGUGCUGAGGGGCUGGGGCAGGAUGGGAGGGGCCACGAGGCUCCACUCCGCUGGGGGCUGGGCCUCUCAGCCCUGGCCCUUCGGGGAGGGAGUGCCCCUGGCCUCCCUCGGGUCCCCCCAGGUUUGCUGCUCGUUGUCACAGUCGGGCUGACUGUGUGGUCUAAUAGGACUUUAGGAUGCUGGGUCCCGCUUGGGGUUCGGGGCCCUCUUGGGAGAGCCUGGGUGGCAGGAGCGCCCUCCCCCACCCGAGGCUGCUCUGCAAAGACGGGCUGGCAUGUUGGCAGGUCUCCGCAGCCAAGGGCCAAGCUUCCUCCUGCGUUCCUGCCCCGCGGCUGCAGCAGGCUUGGCGACUUUGUCCUCCUGCCCACAGCCAGCGUGGGGAGGGGGCAGGGCCCUUGGCAGCCUCGGGCGGAACCACAGUGACAGGGGCUGGGGUGAGGGUAGAGUUGGCCUGGCAUGCGGGGCCCAGUCCCUGUCCCAGAUCUCUGCCGGCCCCCUGGG